This is a messenger RNA of Rhizophagus irregularis DAOM 181602=DAOM 197198, 4419 nucleotides long. The record is from RefSeq and is a predicted model, not a curated record. Lineage: Eukaryota; Fungi; Glomeromycota; Glomeromycetes; Glomerales; Glomeraceae.
UAUAAUAAUAGUUUGUAUGGUGGUGGUGGCUCGCAAUAUGGAAACGAACAGUUUAAUGAACCUGAUUUAGAUAAACCAUUACCACCGCUACAACCAUCACAGCAACAUCUAUUAUACCAACAUCAAUCAUAUCAACAAUCAUACCAACAACAAUUAUAUCAACAACAAUCAAAUCAACAAUCAUAUCAACAACAACAAUCACAUCAAUUAACUCGAAGGCGUAAACAACGACAACUACAACAUCAGCAACAUUAUAAUCAACAUCAACAUCAACAUCAACAAGAUGAUGAUCAGCAACUCCAACCUUUAAAUUCUCAAUCUUCUUCUGAUUAUUCUCAACGAUAUGAUUAUUUUCAAAGUGGUACAAAUGAAUUUAAUGAACCGGAUUAUUUAAAUGAUUCUUCAUUUGAUGCUUCUAAUUCCUCAUCUAUUAUGAUGGAUGCUCCAACUCAUAGCAUUUUACCUACUAAUACUACUACUUUACAAAGAUACAAGUCCGCUACCGCUAAUAAUCAAUAUGAAGUCGUCUCUGAUGUUAAUAAUAAUAAUGAAAAUACUUUAAAUCAUAAUAAUAAUGAGACCAAUAACAGUAAUAGUGAUUUAACUAGUAGUAGUAAUUAUUCAAAACAUCCUCUUCAAUUUACUCCUCCGAAUGGGAGUGAUGAAAAUCUUACCGAAAAGGUUCAUAAUAAUUCUUUUUCAACAAAUAUUAUUAAUUCACCAGCAAAUGAUAUUAAAAAUGAAUAUCUUAAAAGACAUUCUCUUACACAUUCAACUCCUUCGUCGCAGGAAUCUUCUUCAUUUACACAAUAUUCAAAACCUCCUUCAAUACCUCAAAGUAGUAAACCAUUUGAAAGUGGAAAAAAUAUUACCGGUUUAUUAAAGCAACCAAAAACUGCUCCUUUUAAGGUUCAGUUAACUGAGACAAUCUUAACUGAUAAUUAUCAUUCCGGUAAAUCCGUUACUAAUAAUAAAUAUCGUUCCGGGAGAUCCGUAAUUAAUGAUAAAUAUCGUUCUGGUAAACCCGUCAUUAAUGAUAAUUAUCAUUCCGGUAAAUCCGUCACUACUGACGAUUAUCAUCCUGAUAAACCCGUCACUACCGAUGAUUACAAACCACUCAUUAUUGAACCCGUUACUACUGACAAUUAUCUUCCUGUUAAUAGUGAUUCCAAUACUGCAGUUGUUGAUAAAAAUGAUGUUAACCACCACGACGAUCACCACGACGAUCACCACGACGACGACAACGACGAUAAUGAUGAUGAUGAUGAUUCAAAAUUAGAUAAUAUACCCGAAGAAGAUGCUAAUAGUAAUGACGAUGAUGAUGAUGAUGAUGAUGAUGAUGAUGAUGAUAGUUCAUAUAAUUAUCUUUCUCCAAUUACUCAAGGAUUUAAUGAUAUAAGAAACAGGAUUAGUAAUAUUUCAUUCAGUUCUCCACCGGAAAAUGAUUCUCAUACAAACGAGGUAAUAACGACGACAACGACGACAACGACUACUACAACAACAACGACAACAACAGAUAUGUCAAUAAUUGAUACGAAUCCUAAUCUUCUUCCUCCUCCUCCUCUUCCUCAAGAUAACAAACCUAUACAACAUGUACAACAGAAUUCAUUUAAAAGGAUGGAUACUUAUACUCCUCAGGAUCAAUCUACUCCUCAAAGUUCAUUUCAAAAUCAUGAAUCCUUUCCAUUUUAUAAUACUAGAAACCUAGAAUAUGGUGGUAAUAACAAUCAUUCAUCUAAUCCAAUUACCAUUCCUACUACAAAUGAUAAUGUUGUUAAUAAUAAUGAUAUAUCAUCUCAUACCCCUCCGGAUUUACCAGUUAAUUAUUUAUCACAAAAUUCUAAUCAUACUACUACUACAAGUUCAAAUAUAUCUAAUUAUAAUCAGAAUAGUAGUAAUCAUUUUGGAAAUCAUCAUGAUAAUCAUCUUCUUCAUAAUGGUCAUAUUGGUAAUCAUCUUCUUAGUGGUAAUCAAAUUCCCAGGAAAGAAUCUCCUCAUCCUGGUGUUCCAUUAAAACCAAUGAUUAUUAAUAAUGGUUUUAAUACUGUUGGUAGUGAUAAUUCUCAUCAUAACAGAAUUAGUCUUAAUACUUUUACUAAUAAUGAUAAUGAUAACGAUAAAAAAAUUUCUCCAACAAAUUUUAUAAGUGGUAGUUAUCCUUUCUCUUAUUCUAAGGAUGAUAGUACAAAUUCUCUUUCUACCGACGAUAAUAAUAGUAAACGCCCUUUCUCUUAUAAUAGUGAUGAUAAGACAAAUUCAUUAAUUAAUAAACGUAGUAAAAGUUCUUUUCUAUCUGAUGAUGCUAAUAUGUUCGAUAAUAAUAAUAAUAAUAAUGGUUACAUUCAAUUUUCUCAAAAUUUUCCUAAUUUUCAAUCAAAUAAUAAUAAGAAUAAUGAAGAACUUUCAACUAAAGGUUCAAAAUCAAAACAGAGACCUACUUCAAUGCCUCUUCAACCUAAACCAAUUAUUUCAACAACGAAUAAUAAACGUUUUACUAUGAAUUUUUUCAAAAAAUCAAAAAAUACAAAUCCAACUUAUAUACAGGCUAUCAAAGAAUUAGGAGAAUUAAGAUAUAAUGAAGCUAUUCGUUUAUUUAGUCAAGUACUUAUUGCUUAUCCACAUAGUUAUUCGAUUAGAUGUGAUAGAGCUUAUGCUGCUUAUCAAUUGGAAGAAUGGACAAGAGCUAUAAAUGAUUUAACUAUAGCUAUUAAUCGUAAACCAAAGAAACCAAAAGCUUACUCUCUUCGUGGUGAAGUUAAUCGUUUAUUAAAUGAUACUGAUAAAGCUAUAUCAGAUUUAAAUAAAUCCUUAAAAAUUCAAAGACAUCCUUUCGCUCUUAGAUCUAGAGCAGAAGUUUAUAGUUCUCUUAGAAAAUAUUCUGAUGCUUUAUCCGAUUUAGAUGCUGCUUUGGAAAUGGAACCAAAAAAUAUUUUUACUUUAAUAAGAAGGGCAAAAGUUUAUUGUUCACUUAAACUUUAUGAUGAUGCUAUUAAUGAUUUAACUAAAGCUUUAUCAAUAGAUUCAUCUUAUGCUUCUAUUAUAUUGGCAAAUCGUGGUGAAAUUUAUAGAUUAACUCAUAGGUUAGAUAAUGCUUUAAAUGAUUUAAAUAAAUCUUUAGAAAGAGAAGAGACUAGUUUGGCAUUAGAAAGACGUGGUGCUGUAUUAAGAAUGAUGGGAAGAGAACAUGAAGCUUUGGCUGAUUUUGAAAGAAUAAUUCAAUUAACUCCAAGAAGUUUCCUCGCUCAUAAAAAUCGUGCGGAAAUAUUAUUAGCACUUGAUAAAAAAGAUGAAGCUUUGGUUAAUUUAAAUGUUGCUAUUCAAUUAGAACCAAAUAAUUUUCCUUUAAUAAAAUGUAGGGGUGAAAUAUCACAAUCACUUGGUUUUUAUGAUGAUGCCGUAAUGGAUUAUACCGUUGGAUUAAAUAUUAAUCCAAAUGAUUCUGAAAUGUUAAGAAAUCGUGGUGAAAUUUAUAGAUUAACACAAGAAUUUGAUAAGGCUAUAUCAGAUUUUACUAGAGCUUUGGAAAUUGAACCAUCAAACGUAUUUGCACUUACAAGAAGAGGUGAAGUGUAUCGUAUGUUAAAACAAGGUCCACAAUCGUUAAUCGAUUUAGAUGAAGCUGUUAGAUUAGAACCUGAAAAUGUUAUGGCAAGAGAAAGUCGUGGUGCUGUUAAUAGAACUUUCCGACGUUAUGAAGAAGCAUUAAGAGAUUUAGAUGAAGCUAUUUAUUUAAAUCCUGAUAGUGUAUUUGCUUUAACAAAUCGGGGUGCCGUUUAUUAUAUGUUAAAAAGAUAUUAUGAAGCUUUAAUUGACUUAGAUAAAGCUUUAAAUUUAGAUCCUAAACAUAUAUUUGCUUUAGAAACUCGGGGUGCAUUAUUAAAUGUAUUAAAAAGAUAUGAUAGAGCUUAUGAGGACUUGAAUUUGGCUAUCGAAUUAGAACCAACUAAUGUUUGGGCUUUAACAUACCGAGGAGAAGUUUUGGCCGCAUUAGGUCGUUAUGAUGAUGCAUUAAAUGAUCUGAAUAGGGUAUUACAAGAUUUACCUGAUUGGGGGUAUCCUUUAGCUUUACGUGGUGCUGUUUAUCGUUCUAUAGGAUCUAACACAUUAGCUUUGUUUGAUUUGGAUCGUGCUUUACAAAAUAUAAGAGACAAAGCUUUUAAUAUUGAUUAUGAAACUAAAGCUUUAUGUAAUAGAGGUGCAGUGCAUCGUACUUUGGGUAGAUAUAGUCCAGCAUUACUUGAUUUUAAUAAGGUCUUAUUAAGAGAACCUAAUAAUAUUCCUGCUUUAACCGAAAGAAGUUUAACUUAUCAUGCUAUGGAUAGAUUUAAUGAUGCUCUUAAAGAUGUACAAACCAUAUUAAAAUCUGAGCCUGAUAACGCCACUGCUUUAGAAUUAAAAAAGAAGAUUGAAUCAGCAUGA